This is a messenger RNA of Stegostoma tigrinum, 1685 nucleotides long. RefSeq names its product ankyrin repeat domain-containing protein 65-like. Bases 1 to 729 code for a protein of 242 amino acids. Gene Ontology annotation, molecular function: protein binding. NCBI's taxonomy places the organism in Eukaryota, Metazoa, Chordata, Chondrichthyes, Orectolobiformes, Stegostomatidae. The record is from RefSeq and is a predicted model, not a curated record. The transcript is spliced from 2 exons.
AUGACCCUGCAGCAACUCUUGAGCUACGGUGCCAGCCAAGACAUGUCUGAUGCAAGACGCUGGACUCCAUUGCACUGGGCAGCUGUGAGCAACCAAGCCCACAUAGUAGAAUUUCUACUUUCGAAAGGAGCUUCAGUCAAUUAUACAACAAGUGACAACAUGACAGCUUUGCAUCUGGCAGUGGAAGUUGGAAACAGUGAAAUUAUUCAAUUGCUGCUGGACAACAGAGCCUUGGUCAAUGCUGAAGAUGCUGUGGGAAGGACUGCAUUAUCAAUUGCUGCUGCUAAUGGCCAUCAGGAGGUAAUCACAGACUUACUUGCACGUGGAGCUGCAGACAGUAAUAGAGUUUCUGCUCUUCAAGCUGCAGCAGUGAGGGGUCAUCUCCAAAUAAUGGAAGUGCUGACACAACGAGGGAUCAGUGUGGACAUCCGAGACAGCUUGAAGAUGACAGCGCUUCACCGAGCAGCAGAGAGAGGUGACACUACAGUUGUAGAAUAUCUAAUAAACCAUGGAGCUGACAUUGAAGCCCGGGGCUGGCUGCAGAAAACUCCACUCCACCUGGCCACUGAGAAGGGGCAUGAGCAGACCAUCCACCUCCUGCUAAGCAAAGGGGCCAAUAUGGACGCCACUAAUCAAUGGGAUGAAACUCCUCUCACUGCAGCAUCAGCACAUGCCUUGGAAAAGUCUUUUGGCUUAUUUAGAAAAACCAUUUCUGAAAUGCAAAAAUGAUAACUAGCUUCUGGUUUUAUACUAAAAACGUCACACUCUGUACCCCUUUAAAAAUCCAUUGUACUGUGUACAAUGCUAUACCUUGUACGCAAUCAUACUCUUCCCUGUGUAGUCCUCAGUAGCAUAGAUUGAAUACAGACACCUUGUGUAAUGCACCAUCGUGUACAGCUACAUAGCUUCUACACCACUGGCCCUUGUAUCACAUUCCUCAGUGCAACACACCUUGUCCUAAAUAGUCCACACUCACCAUUGAAUGGAGUCUCACCCCAAUGCAACUAGGCACCAUUGCGACAGAGUAAAGUUUGUGAUGAGCUCAUUGGAAGAAAGCAGGGCGGUCUGAUGAUUUUUGGCACGAGUGAGGGCUUCUCAGAGUCUAGAUGAUUAAAAUGACUUCCACUUGAGCUGUUAUCUGCUGAAGGAUCCUUUCUCUUGAAGAAGGAAUGGGAUGUUCCUUCCCUGUCGAGUGUCAAUGCCACCGUUGUGUUUCUGAACUUGCUUGAUGUCAAAAUGCAGGUGCAUUCACCUCUUCUGCACCCUGUUCCUUCUCACCCUUCUCCUUCAACUUACCUAGUGCUGUUCCCUCAAACUCAUGUGGAGCAGCCUCUGAGAUACAUCCUUCUUACAACUGAGGUCUGACCCCACUGUUGGUGUCAGCAGAAGCAUCUUCACAUCGAGUCAUAAUGGAACAGACAGAGGCCAUUUGGAUCAUCAAGACCAUUUCCUCUGAUUUCUUUUUGAUAUCAUUGUCUCUGCUUCCAAUGCCCACCUCGGAGGCAGUGAGUUAGAAUCACAGAAUCCCCACAAUGCAGAACAGGACAUUCAGCCCAUCGAGUCCACAUUGACACACCAAAGGACACUGUAACUAGAGCCACCCCAUCCCUGUAACGCUGCAUUUCCCAUGGCUAACCCACCUGACUUGCCCAUCUCCCACACUACAGGGCAGUUCAGCAUGGCCA